Cavenderia fasciculata is the source of this 2379-nucleotide messenger RNA. RefSeq lists its product as uncharacterized. Gene Ontology annotation, biological process: mitochondrial RNA 5'-end processing. The coding region runs from base 1 to 2379 and encodes 792 amino acids. Gene Ontology annotation, cellular component: mitochondrial envelope; mitochondrion. The record is from RefSeq and is a predicted model, not a curated record. The transcript has 3 exons. Lineage: Eukaryota; Evosea; Eumycetozoa; Acytosteliales; Cavenderiaceae.
AUGAUGAGAAUAUCUAAACUAUCGCCUGCAGUGUGCAGUAGUAGCUCCGGAUCUACUUCUUUGUUGAUUGUCAGAUCCUAUUGCACAAAGAGUGGACCUGUAGGUAAAGGUGGAGAAAAGUUAUCUAGCUUUUCAAGCAAGUUUGAAAGGUUUAAUAACAACAAGUAUGAUCAUAAGAAUAACAACAACAAUAACAGCAACCAUACUACAGGCUCUCAUCAAGGUGAUAAAAAGAAUAACUACAACAAUGGUGUUGAUAAACAAUGGGACCCUAGAAAGAGACCAUCAACCAAUCCCCCUUCUCAAUCUCCUCCAUUAUUCAAUAAUCUAUCAUCAUACAAUAAACAACAACAACAACAACAAAACAAUGUCAACAAUCAUAACAAUCAAAACAAUUUUAUCAACCCAAAUAAUAACAAGAUUAAUUUCAACUUUGGUAAUAAUAACAAUAAUAAUAAUAGAAAUAAUGACAAUAGACAAAAUACAACUCCAUAUAAUAAUAAUAAUAAUAAUAAUUAUAAGUCUAAUUAUAAAAGUGGAUUUAAUAAUAAUAAUAAUAAUAAUAACAAUUUCACCCAACAACAAAAUAAUACAUUUAACCCAUUGAAUAAUAAUAAUAAUAACUCAAAUAAUAAUAAUAAUAGUUCAAACCCAAUCAAUAAUAAUAAUAUUUUAAAUGGUAAUAAUGUUGAAACCAACAAAAAAACAUUUAUUGGAUUUAGUGACACUAAACCUUAUCCAGAGGUUGCAUUUGAAGAUCUAAAUAGAGAAUUGAGCAAAUUAAUAGAUCCAUCAAAUUUGGAAGCUGUCAAUGAUAUGGAUCUAGUGACUAGACCAAAAGGAAAUGUUUCAUAUGCUUCUAGUACCGAAAUGGGAACUAUAUCACAUCCAGUUACAUUUAUAAAUGCACCUGUACCCGAAGGUUAUGUACUUUUGGACAAGAUUGGAAAACCACAAGUAGUCAACCAACUCGACUUUUCUCGUAUUCCUACUCUUGCUCAUGGCCUAGAUAGGGCCAUAGAGGAGCCAGGAAUUCAUCCAGUUUUCGAUUUCGAUGGUAGCAACAAUUUUUCAAGUUAUUUAUCUCACAUUUAUGAUUUUGAUUCUUUAAUCAUGAGUAGUAACUAUAUGAUUCCUUCUCAAGAUCCAGAACUAUUAACAAAAACAAGUGAUUUCAAAUGUAAAUUUUUAUCAUCAACAUCAUCUAUUACAAGUGUUUUGGCGGCAAUGUAUUUAUCUGUAUUCAAAAAAUAUACUGUAAAUCAAUUUGGAUUGAAUUCACAGCUCCAAAGCAUGUCUAAAUUCACACCACAAGUAUUAAAACCAACUGCCAUCACAUUGACAGCUGUAAAGGAUGAUAUUUGGGCCAUUGACAUUAAUAAUGGUAAUAUUCCAAAGAAAAAUGAAGUUCUCAUGGAGUUGGGUCAUUCAAUGGAAAAAAUGUUAACCCUAGAGGAAGAAGAAUUCCUUGCAAAGUUAUUGAAAACAAAUAAUUCUGUUCCUGUAGAAUUUGAUGAUUCUUAUGUUUUCACAAAGUUUGAUAAUUUAAUGUAUAGAUCACAAAUUGAUUGUUAUUCAGAUAAAAUUAAAGGAAAAGGAGAAAGAAUGACAUUUGAUUUAAAGACACGUGCCACAAGACAAAUUCGUUAUCAUGUUUGGGAACAUGAUGUUCAUUUAGACUACCAUCUCAAAAAUGUUGUUGGACUCAACGAAUCCUAUGAAAGAGAGCUUUCCGAUAUGACCAGAUCUAGUGGCAUUAAAUACGCAUUCCAGGCCAAGAUUGGAAAUAUGGAUGGACUCUAUAUCGCCUAUCACAACACCAAGAAAAUCUUUGGCACUGAAUACCUGCCACUCGAAAAGUUGGAACGUAUCGUUUUUUGGGGCAAUCACAUUGCCGACGAUGUAUUCCGUAUCACCAGUACGCUUUUGGAUAAAAUCCUUACACUCAUUACUCAAACAUGUGAUCGUCGUUACAAGUAUCGAGUAUUUUUCCACGUCGACCGUGUAAAGAGCAACUAUACAAAAGAUAGAGGUGGCAUUCCUAAAAUCGACCCUUUUGCAAUUGGCGAUACCUUGCGUGUAUUUGUUGAAGAGCUUUCUAAAACUGAAUCCUAUCAAAACAGCAAAUUUACAUACACAACCGAUAGUGAAUUGGCAGAGUUUGAAUCCCAACAAAUUACCAAUCCAGUUUCAUUGUACACAUUGUCAACUGUAGCCACUGUCAAUGGUCAUCGUGUCAGAGGCAGUUUACACUACAAUCCAAAAGAUGAAAUGAAGAUUUACUAUGACUUGCAAAAGGUUCCAAACACUUCAAAUGUUCUUGUCAAAUAUGCAGAGGCUCUUAGAUUAUCUGGGCUUUAUAAAGAAUUUUCGGGUUAA